UAGUUGAUUGUGUUGUCAUGAUCACUAGAAUUUACGUCGAUUAAUUAAGGAGAAUAUAAAUAAAUUUUCUAUUUAAAUGAAUAAAACGUUUAAAAAUUGUUCUUUCCACUUGAAAUAUGAUGUCAACUCAAUUGAUUGCCCUUUCACUAAUUGCAAUUUGUAUAACUACCCUAUCCUUAGCCUGUCAAGUUAGACAACACACUGAAGGCGAAUCAUUCGUCUGUGUUUGCAAUGAAGCUUAUUGUGAUUCAAUCAAUACUGAACCUAAUUCCUUGCCUGAUCACUUAACCAUAUUUCAAACUGAUAAAUCAUCUCAUCGAUUUGCAAAAAGUCUAAUCCAUGUAAGUGAUUUAAUUUACGAUUCUAAUCAACUUGCUGAUGUUCGUGUAAAAAUCAAUACAACAGAUCGUAAACAAAAAAUUAUUGGUUUUGGAGGGGCUUUCACUGAUGCAGCUGGAAUCAAUCUUAACAAAUUACCUGAUAGUUUAGCUGAUAAAUUAAUUGAAGAUUAUUUUGGUCCUAAUGGCUUACAAUAUACAGUUUCUCGUGUUGUUAUGGCAAGCAGUGAUUUCUCAGAUCGACCUUACUCUUAUGAUGAUGUUGAAAACGAUUUCGAGUUGAAAAAUUUUUCCUUAACACAUGAUGAUCACCAAUAUAAAAUAAAAUACAUUAAAAAAGCUUUCAAUUGGACUUCUCAGCUCAAGCUUUUCGCUUCACCGUGGUCAUCUCCUAAAUGGCUGAAAACCAAUGGAGAAAUCAAUGGUCUUGGUAUUUUAAAAGGUGAUCCUGGAAGCAUCUAUUGGAAAACUUAUGCAAAUUAUUUUGUCAAAUUUUUUCAAGCCUAUGAAGCCCUUGGUAUUGACUUUUGGGGACUUACUCCUGGAAAUGAACCCAGUGUUGGCUUUAUUCCUUUUUUGAAGCUUCCUUCUUUGGGCUUUUCGGGUGCCAUGAUGGCAGAAUUCAUCAAAAGAGAUUUGGGUCCAGCUUUAAAAGCAGCCGGUUACGAUAAAAAUAAGCUCAAAUUGAUGGUACUUGACGACAAUAUUCCCUAUCUUAUGAAUUUUGUUUGGCCAAUCCUCAGUGAUCCUGAAGUGAAUCAAUACGUUUCUGGUGUUGCUUAUCAUUGGUACGCUCAAUCUAUGCAUGAAGCUUUAACUCAAUUUCAUUCAAUGUAUCCUGAAUAUUUUAUACUUUCAAGUGAAGCUUGUGAAGGAUUCAGAGCCAAUGAAAAGGCUUUGACUAUUGGAAACUGGACUCGAGCCGAAAAUGUAGUAGCUGAUGUAAUUGAAGGUCUCAACAAUUGGUCAAGUGGUUGGGUUGAUUGGAAUCUUGUUCUUGAUGAAACUGGUGGACCCAAUUGGCUUCAAAAUGCGGCUGAUGCAUUUAUAUUUAUUAAUAACACUUCACCAGAAUAUUAUAAACAACCAAUGUUUUACGCAUUUGGCCAUUUUAGCAAAUUUAUUCAGCCUGGAUCGAUUCGUCUCGGCCAUACGAUCAUCGAAGGAGAAGUCGACGCAAAUAUAAAAAUGACUACAUUUCUGAGUCCAUCUAAUGAUUUGAUUUUUACUUUCCUAAAUCGAAAUCAAAAACCUAUUGAAUUAUCGAUUAGUGGUUUUGUCGAUAAACCAUUUACUUUUACAUUCGGACCUAGAUCAAUUACCACAAUAAUAAAACCAUUGAAAUGAAAAACUGGAAA
Messenger RNA from Tetranychus urticae (two-spotted spider mite), 1696 nucleotides. RefSeq names its product putative glucosylceramidase 4. The record is from RefSeq and is a predicted model, not a curated record. Gene Ontology annotation, molecular function: glucosylceramidase activity. NCBI's taxonomy places the organism in Eukaryota, Metazoa, Arthropoda, Arachnida, Trombidiformes, Tetranychidae. Gene Ontology annotation, biological process: glucosylceramide catabolic process.